AGGGGGAGAGAUCUAACCACCUUGUAGCAGCCAUGGCAACGCAGGACGUGGAGAUGGCCGAGCCCGAGCAGGUGCACCCGCUGCAGACGCAGUUCGAGGACGCGGAGGACGUCGCGGCCGCGCUCACGGCGAACGCGGCGCCCGACGCGGCCAUCCAGGCCUUCCAGCGCAUCAUCUCCUACGCCGGGGAGGACGCGGCGCUGGAGCAGGUGCAGCGCGUGAAGGAGCACUCGAUCUACAAGCUGGCGCAGCUGUACAUCCAGUUCGGCCGCGAGAAGGAGCUGGCCACGCUGCUGCAGUCGCUGCGGCCGUUCUUCGCCACGCUGGCCCGCGCCAAGACCGGCAAGAUCGUGCGCACGGUGAUCGACAUGGUGGCCAAGGUGAAGACGCUGGACGCCGACAAGGCGCUGCAGCUGCAGGCCGACCUGUGCCUGGACUCGAUCGAGUGGUGCAAGCAGGAGAAGCACACGUUCCUGCGCCAGCGCGUGGAGGCGCGCCUGGCCUCCAUCUACUUCCAGCAGCAAAAGUUCCAGCCGGCGCUGGACCUCAUCACCGAGCUGCUGUACGAGAUCAAGAAGCUGGACGACAAGCAGCUGCUGGUGGAGAUCCAUCUCGUGGAGAGCAAGCUGCACCACGCGCUGCGCAACGUGCCCAAGGCCAAGGCCGCGCUCACGGCGGCGCGCAGCAUCUCGAACACGAUCUACGUGGUGCCGCGCACGCAGGCGCAGAUCGACCAGAUGUCGGGCAUCCUGCACGCGGAGGAGCGCGACUACAAGACGGCGUACUCGUACUUCUUCGAGGCGUUCGAGGCGCUCGCGACGCUGGACGAGACCGAGGGACUCAAGUGCCUCAAGUACAUGCUGCUGGCCAAGAUCGCCAGCGGCGGUGCCAGCGAGGUGAACCUCAUUAUCAACAGCAAGCAGGCCAUGAAGUUCAUCGGCAUCGAUCUGGAGGCCAUGCAGGCUGUGGCCAAGGCCCACGAGCAGCGCUCGCUCGAGCAGUUUGAAGCGGCAACGAAGAAAUACGCCCCUCAGCUCGUGGAGGACGCGCUGAUCAAGAACCACCUGGGCAAGCUGUACGAGCAGCUCCUGGAGAGUAACUUGAUCAAGAUUAUCCAGCCCUUCUCGUGCGUCGAGAUCGCACACGUUGCCAAGCUGAUCAAGCUGCCGCUCCCGCAGAUUGAGUUGAAGUUGUCGCAAAUGAUCUUGGACCACAAGUUCCACGGCAUUCUGGACCAGGGCAAGGGCCAGUUGAUUGUCUACGACAGCCCUACUGAGGAUAAAACAUAUACCUCUGGCCUCGGUGUCAUCGAGAACGUCGGACACAUCGUAGACAACCUGUUCCGGCGCGCCGACAAGCUGCAGGCAUAA
Messenger RNA from Phytophthora sojae, 1370 nucleotides. RefSeq lists its product as hypothetical. Gene Ontology annotation, cellular component: proteasome regulatory particle, lid subcomplex. NCBI's taxonomy places the organism in Eukaryota, Oomycota, Peronosporomycetes, Peronosporales, Peronosporaceae. The transcript has 6 exons. The record is from RefSeq and is a predicted model, not a curated record. Bases 33 to 1370 code for a protein of 445 amino acids. Gene Ontology annotation, biological process: ubiquitin-dependent protein catabolic process. Gene Ontology annotation, molecular function: structural molecule activity; protein binding.